This is a messenger RNA of Blastocystis hominis, 700 nucleotides long. RefSeq lists its product as hypothetical. Gene Ontology annotation, molecular function: 3-hydroxyacyl-CoA dehydratase activity. Gene Ontology annotation, biological process: very long-chain fatty acid biosynthetic process; sphingolipid biosynthetic process; fatty acid elongation. The record is from RefSeq and is a predicted model, not a curated record. NCBI's taxonomy places the organism in Eukaryota, Bigyra, Opalinata, Blastocystidae. Gene Ontology annotation, cellular component: endoplasmic reticulum membrane. Bases 30 to 635 code for a protein of 201 amino acids. The transcript is spliced from 5 exons.
UCUACUUGAUCCUUUACAAUACUGCCUGCAUGCUGGGAUGGUUCUACCUCUGGGUUCUUCAGUAUCAGUUCUAUACCACGGGAUCGGGCGAUUUCUGGGGUUUAAUUGGAACUCCUUUGAAGUGGGUGCAAACUGCUGCCGUUUUAGAAAUUGUUCACUCCAUGCUGGGUUUGGUCCGUUCUCCUGUCAUGACGACCGCUCUCCAAGUUUUCUCCCGUGUCAUGCUUGUCUGGGGAUAUGCUAAUCUCUGCCCUGCUGCGCAGCAAGCGUGGUCGAUUCGCCUCAUGGUCCUCAGCUGGUCUCUCGUGGAGGUGCCUCGCUACAUGUUCUACCUUUUCAAGCUUCUGGGUCUGCAGAUGCCGACCUGGCUUUUGUUCCUCCGCUACAAUCUGUUCUAUGUGUUGUACCCGACCGGAAUCACGGGCGAAAUGCUGACCAUGUGGAAGUCGCUUCCUUUCUUGAAGCAAACGGAAGUUUGGUCUAUUCGUCUGCCCAAUACGUGGAACUUCGCGUUCAGCUAUUACGUUUAUACGAUUAUUCUGUUGCUGAUUUAUGUGCCUUUGGGACCGUUCAUGAUUAAGAAUAUGAUUCGACAGCGCCAAAAGAAUGUAGGAGAGAGGGAAAGGAGAGUGUGAUGUGUAGUGGGUGGAGGCGAGAAAGCAGAAGAGUGAAUAAGCGGUUGUUUGUAAAUUGUCUUUUU